CUGCGGGUCAUCGAGAUGGCGAUGGGUGGGGUACAGCGACGCGCGCGCGCGCGCGGGGCGAGUGGGAAUGGGUGUGACGGCGUGGACAGGGGAUGGAGAGGGGAGGGUCGUGCGUCGUUUUGGAGGGGUGGUGGAAGGAAGCGUGAUCAGAGGUCGUUGGUCGCUGGAUAGCGCGUGAUGAUUUUGAUGCAGAAGAGUGAUGCAGAGAGGAUGCAGAGUGUGGGUGGAGAGGAGAAGAGGCAGGAGGAGAUGAAUGAUGGGCAAAGAGAUGAGGAUGACCAAGAGGCGGAAAGAGGUAGCCGGGGCCAAGCUUUGGUGGGUGGCGUGAGUGGCGGCAGGACAAGCGCUGGCGUGGCUCAAAGCCAAAGUCUGUCCCAGUACUCCCCAGGGUUACUAUCAGUGUCGACCCCGAUCUUGACUGACUUUUGGCCGCAAUCUUUUAUCUGAUGCUCUUGGCCAACAUCCAGCAGUGUCUUGGGAGAUGUGCAGAUGAUGGCGAGAGAGAGCAAGAUGAUGGUGAUGAUCA
Messenger RNA from Cutaneotrichosporon oleaginosum, 526 nucleotides. RefSeq lists its product as uncharacterized. The record is from RefSeq and is a predicted model, not a curated record. NCBI's taxonomy places the organism in Eukaryota, Fungi, Basidiomycota, Tremellomycetes, Trichosporonales, Trichosporonaceae.